Nilaparvata lugens (brown planthopper) is the source of this 687-nucleotide messenger RNA. RefSeq names its product UDP-glucose 4-epimerase-like. The transcript has 2 exons. Gene Ontology annotation, biological process: beta-D-galactose catabolic process via UDP-galactose, Leloir pathway. The coding region runs from base 47 to 247 and encodes 66 amino acids. The record is from RefSeq and is a predicted model, not a curated record. Gene Ontology annotation, molecular function: UDP-glucose 4-epimerase activity. Gene Ontology annotation, cellular component: cytosol. NCBI's taxonomy places the organism in Eukaryota, Metazoa, Arthropoda, Insecta, Hemiptera, Delphacidae.
ACUCUGAGGUGUUUCGCAAACAGGUGUUGGAGAUUACAUCCAUAUAAUGGAUUUGGCUGAAGGACAUGUUGUUGCUCUUGAGAAUAUUCUGCAGACAUCUUCUGUGGAUCGAUUCAAUGUGUUCAAUUUGGGUACUGGAAGAGGCUACUCCGUUUUAGAGGUGAUCAAUGCAUUCAGUGAGGUGAGCGGAAGACAAAUAAACUACAGAUUUGUAGGGAGGCGCGAUGGAGAUAUCGCUGUCUCUUAAUGCUCGCCUAAUCUUGCAAAAGAAACUCUUGGUUGGACAGCUAAGCGAGACCUGAAACAAAUGUGUAAGUUGAUUCAAUUCAAUAAUUAUCAUCAUUAAAAUUCAGUUUACAAUUUUGGUUCACAAUUUUGUUUAUGUAUUUACAUAGUCCAUACACACUGAGUUCUUUCUAAAGGCGGCCAUUAGUAUGAACGAUUUAGAACAAAAAUAUAGUUGUAUCCAAUGUUUGAUUCCAUUACGAACUGCUUGUUAAAUAAUCACUUUUGAACAAUUAAUUACGACAUAGCAGUCAGGUAUUUAUAAAUAAAAGCUAUUAGCUUCUACUCACAUUAGUGUAGCGCUUUCGGACACUAGGCCCUUCAUCAACACUGGCUGUUAAUUCCGUUGUUGAAUACAUAUGGUUAGUAAGCAGCGUGGGUUGUGGGAGUGGCGGGAUUUUU